AUGGCCCACAGACAUGGGCAGGAACAAGGCCAUAGCAAACUGGAACUUCCAGAUUAUAAACAAUGGAAGACAGAAGGAAAACCAUUAGAAACUGUCCAGGAGAAGCUGGCUGCGGACCCAUAGGGCCGCAAUGAAGCUUGGAGAUACACCCGUGCUUUUGCAAACAAUGUUUCCUUUGUUGGUGCAUUAUUAAAAGAAUUCAAAUGGGGAUUUGCUGCAUUUGUGGUAGCUACAGGAGCUGAAUAUUACCUGGAGUCCAAGAAUAAAGAUAAGAAGCAUCACUGAAGAUAAUACCUGGAAAUAUCUUAAAGGCUUCUUAAAUCUCUUAUAAAAA
Messenger RNA from Lontra canadensis (Northern American river otter), 334 nucleotides. RefSeq names its product NADH dehydrogenase [ubiquinone] 1 beta subcomplex subunit 3-like. Gene Ontology annotation, biological process: mitochondrial respiratory chain complex I assembly; electron transport chain. Gene Ontology annotation, cellular component: mitochondrion. NCBI's taxonomy places the organism in Eukaryota, Metazoa, Chordata, Mammalia, Carnivora, Mustelidae. The record is from RefSeq and is a predicted model, not a curated record.